Gastrolobium bilobum is the source of this 3018-nucleotide messenger RNA. Its product is annotated as myrcene synthase, chloroplastic-like. The transcript is spliced from 8 exons. The record is from RefSeq and is a predicted model, not a curated record. Gene Ontology annotation, molecular function: RNA-DNA hybrid ribonuclease activity; nucleic acid binding; magnesium ion binding. The coding region runs from base 1 to 3018 and encodes 1005 amino acids. NCBI's taxonomy places the organism in Eukaryota, Viridiplantae, Streptophyta, Magnoliopsida, Fabales, Fabaceae. Gene Ontology annotation, biological process: diterpenoid biosynthetic process.
AUGGCCGCUCGUCAACUUCCUUUACACUCCAUCAGUUUUGGUAAAAUGGUUCCUCUAGAAAGAAAAACAUCAUCCCUAGUAACCAAGAACUUUAAUGUCCCUUGUCCAAUCCAAUGCAUGGCGUUAUCUGAUGUUUCUAGCCAUACUCAAACUGUUCGUCGAUCUGCAAACUUCCAACCUUCAAUUUGGCAUUAUGAUUAUAUCCAAUCAUUGAGUAGUGAAUAUAAGGAAGAAAAAUACACAAAGCAAAGCAGAGUGCUAAAGGAAGAAAUCAGGGUGAUGCUUUGCCAAGUGGAAGAUCAUGCUGAACAACUUGAGAUGAUUGAUGUCUUGCAAAGGCUUGGUGUUGCUUAUCAUUUUACCAAUGAAAUAAGGAGUAUACUGGAAAAUGUACACAGCAAUAUGGACAUGUUAAAGAGGAAGAAUAAUUUAUAUGCCACGGCCCUUGCUUUCAGACUGUUAAGGCAACAUGGAUAUAAUCUAUCAACAGAUGUUUUUGGUGGCUUUCAAGAUGAAAUGGGUAAUUUCAAAAAAUGCCUCUCUGUUGAUGUCGAGGGAUUGCUGUCACUGUAUGAAGCCUCGUUUCAUUCAGUGGAAGACGAACUUAUACUCGAUGAAGCAAGAGAUUUCACAUCAAAAUUUCUCGAAGAAUAUGUGGAGAAGAAUAGAGGUAAUGGUACAUCACUCCUAAUCAGUCAUGCUUUGGAGUUUCCGUUGCAUUGGAGGGUGCCAAGAUUGGAGGCUUUGUGGUUCAUUAAUUUUUUAGAAGAGAGAAGGCAAAAUGAGAAACACGCUUUACUUCAGUUUGCUAAAUUGGAUUUCAACAUGGUUCAAAGCAUCUACCAAGAAGAACUCAAGUAUACAUCAAGAUGGUGGAAAGGAACUGGCUUAGUAGAAGAGUUGAGUUUUGUUAGGAACAGGUUUGUGGAGAAUUUCUAUUGGGCCGUGGGAUUCAAUUUUAAACCAGAUCUCGGAAAUUUCAGAAAAGAAUUAACAAAGGUCAUUUCCCUUAUAACCACCAUUGAUGAUAUUUAUGAUGUACAUGGCACCUUGGAAGAAUUAGAGCUCUUCACAGAAGCAAUAGACAGAUGGGAUCUAAAUGCUAUGGAUGGUCUACCACACUACAUGAAAAUAUGCUUCCUUGCACUCUAUAACUCCGUCAAUGAAAUAGCUUAUGCCACCCUAAAAGAGAAUAGAUACAACAUUAUUCCAUACCUAAAGAAAGCGUGGGCUGAUUUAUGCAAAUCGUAUUUGGUUGAGGCUAAAUGGUACUAUAGUGGAUAUACGCCAAGACUACAAGAAUACAUUGAGAAUGCGUGGAUAACCAUAAGUGGACCUGUUGUACUGGUGCAUGCUUACUUCUUGAUUCCACGUCCAUUAGGAAAGGAGGAUUUAGUUUUCUUAGAAGAAUAUCCCAAUAUAAUUCGCCUUUCGGCAAUUAUUUUUCGCCUUGCGAAUGACCUUGGAACAUGCAAGCGUGAGGUGGAUACAGGUGAUGUUACUAAAUCAAUUCAAUGCCACAUGGAAGAAACUGGUGCUUCUGAAGCAGACUCUCGUGAGUACAUAAAGGGCAUGAUACGUACAACAUGGAAGAAGAUGAAUGAAGAAGCUCGCAAUUCUUCUUUCUCUCAGAGUUUCAUAGAUACUGCUAUAGAUGUUGCAAGAAUGUCACUGUGCUUUUACCAAUAUGGAGAUGGGUAUACACUACCAGAUCAUGACAUCAAGAGUUGCAUGCUAUCAUUGAUUAUGCAACCCAUUCCUGUCACAAUUAAAGAGAAAUAUGCUGAAGCAAGCAGCUGGUGGGUGUGUGAUUGUGCUGAUCCAGAUGGUGGCUGGCAGUGGUCUAAGUUCAACAGCUUUCUGAGUAAUGAGGCUGUUGAUGCUAUUGCAAAGGUGAUGCCUCCAUCUGAGGGUGCUGGAACUGAUAAGGUGGUCUGGAAUUUAUCUAGCACAGGUAUUUUUUCGAUCAAGACUGCAUAUAUUUCUUUAAGUAGGCAGUUUGAUUAUGAUGACAGUAGGAACUGGUGUCUGGCUUGGGAUUGGGAGGGGCCUCAGCGUAUAAGAGCUUUCCUUUGGCUCCUUAUGGGGGAGAAUCUGCUAUCUAAUGAUCAAAGAGUAAGGAGGCAUCUUGGUGAAGAUGCUACCUGCAUGAGAUGGCAGGCUGAUGUGGAAGAUUGUAAUCAUAUUUUUAGAGAGUGCAGUUGGGCUUGCCAGAUUUGGCAGUUAUGCUGUCACGGGUUGGUGCUAAACGGUUUCUGGGAAGGUGAUUUUGUAAGCUGGAUUGAAAGAAAUCUGAAUAGGAAGAAGGAAAAUAAGGACUGGAGGAGGCUGUUUGGGGUUGUCUGUUGGCUGAUAUGGAAGGAAAGAAACAAUGGAGUUUUUAAUGAUGAAUGGGAAACUCCUAUAGAAGUUGUGAGACAUGCUAUGAUGUUUAUGCAUAAUGUAUUAGUGGCUGAAAAAAUGUUCUGUAAAGCUGGUUUGAUGGUUGACAGUAGGAGUGUGAGGAAGCCCCAUUGGGAAGCACCUCCAACUACCUGGAUAAAGCUUAAUUCGGAUGGAGCUUGCUCUGUAAAAGGAACACGUCUCAGCUGUGGUGGUGUCAUCCGAAGUUGUAAUGGGGAUUGGAUUGCUGGUUUUUCAAAAGGACUUGGGUGUGGUAAUAUUCUGAUGGCUAAACUAUGGGGUAUAUUAAUUGGCUUGGAAUGGACUUGGGUAAAAGGCUACCAACGAGUGAUGGUGGAAACAGAUUCCAUGGAUGCGUGUGAGUUGAUUACUCAAGGAUGUGUGGAUUCGCACCCUUGCCAUCUGCUCAUGCUUAGGAUAAGAGAGAUGCUGGAGAAGAGUUGGAUGGUGAGGGUUGAUCAUGUGAAUAGAGAAUGCAAUAGAGUGGCGGAUUGGCUAGCUCGCCAGGCUUCGCAAGUGGACUGGAGUAUUGUUUGGCUUAGUGAACCCCCUGAGGGUUGUUUAGAUCUUUUGUUGGAAGAUUGUAGGGCGAACUGUGCCCAAGGUAGUAGGUAG